AUGACCAGCUAUUUCCCCCCGGUUGGGGCCAUCCCCAGUCAUGCUUCGACCGGGACGCCUUCCCCAGCGGCUUCCCCGCUGUCCCCGCCAGCGACACAGCGAUCCAAUGCCUUGACGAACCGGUUGACAAGUGUACUCUCCGCAUCCUAUGCCGACUCGGAUAUCCGCGAUGCGCUCGAGACCCUCAGCCUGCGAGACAUCCAUAACACACCGGAAGUGCGACGACAAUUGAGACUAGACGUGCAGAAGGAAGUGGUCGAUUGUAAUGCGGAGAUCGUACGGGACUUUGGGAAAGUUGCGGAGCAAUUGAAGCGAAUCGGUUCCGUGAUUACCAGCUUGAACCAGACAUGCGACGAAAUGCGAAAGCACAUCGACCUGGCUAGACAAGAUACUGGCCCUGUCCUGGAGGAGGCAUCCACGUUGAUGAACCAGAAGAAAGAGGCCGAGACGAAACAGCAGUUGCUCGAUGCCUUUACGAAGCAUUUUGUCGUUUCGGAUGAUGAUAUUCUGGUCUUGACAUCGCUGGAGGACCCCAUCAAUGACGAAUUCUUCGACGUGCUCGCCCGUGUGAAGCAGGUGCACCGCGACUGUGAAGCUUUGCUAGGCGGAGAGAAUCAGCGACUAGGCCUGGAGCUGAUGGAUAAGAGCUCCAGGAAUCUCAACUCUGCGUAUCAAAAGCUCUACAGGUGGAUCCAGAAGGAGUUCAAAUCGCUGAAUCUGGAAGAUCCCCGGAUCAGUAGCUCGAUCCGACGUGCGCUGCGGGUGCUGGCAGAACGACCGAGCCUGUUCCACAGCUGUCUGGAUUUCUUCGCAGAGGCGCGUGAUUACACCCUUUCCGAUGCCUUCCAUUACGCUCUUACGGAUGCCGUUUCCGGCACUGCAGGUGAUAGCAAUGUGAAACCAAUUGAGUUUUCUGCCCAUGAUCCCCUGAGAUAUAUCGGAGACAUGCUGGCCUGGGUGCAUUCGACCACCGUGUCCGAGCGGGAGGCACUGGAAGCCCUUUUUGUGGCUGAUGGCGAGGAGCUUGCAAGGGGAAUCCAAGCCGGACUCAGCAGCGAGCCUUGGUCUCGUAUCGAUGAGCACGAGGAAGUCGCUUUUGAUGGACAAAAGGCUCUCAGUGACCUGGUUAACCGCGACUUGAUUGGAGUCUCCCGAGGUUUGCGCCAGCGAGUCGAGCUGGUGAUCCAAGGUCAUGAUGACCCGGUUACUUGCUACAAGGUCGUUGGUCUACUGUCUUUUUACCGGACCACUUUCCAGAAAUUACUGGGACCUAAUUCUAACCUGGCGGAAUUGUUGGGCACAUUGGAAAAGUUCACUUUCGGCCACUUCGAGGCUCUUAUGAAGGACGUGGUUAGCAGUCUGUCGAUAGACCAUCUAGCUCUGACUCCUUCGGAGGAUCUAUCCACACCCCAAUUCCUAGUCGAUACACUCGAAGGCCUGACGUCUCUUAUGAAGACCUAUGAAGCUUCUUUCGGAGCGGACGAUACAGAGUCCACUUCAAACGAAAACCGGUUCACUCCUGUUCUCCGCGCCGCGUUUGAUCCGUUCUUGGAGUUAGCGACGUUGUCAGCGGAGGAGCUAUCCGAUGCUACCGCGCGUGCAAUCUAUCUGACCAACAUCCAUCUCACUGUACGAACGACCGUUUCGGAACACUCAUUUGUCAGUACAACACAUCUCAACCCCAUCUCAACGAAACUCUCGUCCCUCCGCAUAGAUCUACUGGAGAUCCAACACCGCUACCUUCUGGACGAGUCUGGUCUCCAGGUAUUGCUCACAGCACUUGAGCCUUUCUCCCAAUCUUCGCUAGCGAAACCAUCGGCGGAAACGGAGAAGCAAAACUCACACCCACCAGAGAGCCAGCCGCAGCACCAGUCUAACCUGGCUGACAUUGCGACUCUCACGGCCUUCCAACCCGAAGCUCUCAUCGCGGUUAGUCAGCAGCUCGACGACUUCCUCCCGUCCGCCUUGAUGGACGCCACAGACAAUCUGAAACGCCUGCGCAGUGCCGCGUUCGUCAAGAGCGUGACGGAGGAAGCAGUGGAGGCGUUCUGUCGCGACUUCGAGUUCGUCGAGGGUAUGAUCAUUGGUGCCGAUGAAGCAAGAGGGAAGGUUGAUGUCACUCGUGUAGACAAGGGAAGUGAGACUGGCGCCGAGAGCGAGAAGGGCAUGGAAGAGGGAGAGAAUGAAUGGGGGUUGAGAAGACUUUUCCCCCGUACUACGGGAGAAAUCCGGGUAUUGCUGAGUUGA
Messenger RNA from Aspergillus bombycis, 2247 nucleotides. It is a transcript of the gene cog6, whose product is annotated as Golgi transport complex subunit COG6. Lineage: Eukaryota; Fungi; Ascomycota; Eurotiomycetes; Eurotiales; Aspergillaceae. Gene Ontology annotation, cellular component: COG complex. Bases 1 to 2247 code for a protein of 748 amino acids. The record is from RefSeq and is a predicted model, not a curated record. Gene Ontology annotation, biological process: intra-Golgi vesicle-mediated transport. The transcript is spliced from 2 exons.